Molecule: messenger RNA, 1311 nt
Organism: Thermothielavioides terrestris NRRL 8126
Lineage: Eukaryota; Fungi; Ascomycota; Sordariomycetes; Sordariales; Chaetomiaceae
Exons: 3
Coding region: 1-1311 (436 amino acids)
Biological process (GO): tRNA wobble position uridine thiolation
Cellular component (GO): cytosol
Molecular function (GO): sulfurtransferase activity; tRNA binding
Source: RefSeq, a predicted model, not a curated record
AUGGAGGCAGAGCCUGUUGUUGCAGGGUCACUCACACGGCCCUGCGUGAAGUGUCAUGCCCAGGAGGCGACCCUUGACAGCAGGUCACAGCCCGUGUGCAGAGACUGCUUCACAAAGUUCAUCGCCACCAAGUGCAUCAAGCAGAUCGGCAUCCUCGGCAAGGAGACCCGGCCGCCCCCUUCCGCGACAGGCAGCGGACCGGCCCAGGGCACCCGCCGCUACCUCCUUGGCCUCUCGCUGGGCGUCUCCUCCACCGUGCUGCUGCACCUGCUCAACGAAAACGUCGAGUUCCAGCUCGCCCGGGGCCGCAACGCCCCCUUCGACCUCGUCGUCGUGCACAUCGACCACACCCAACCCACCACCACCCCCACCCCCCCUUCAACCGGCCCGCACCAGCCAAACCCAACAACAACAACCCCUGCCUCCCGCGCCUUAGACCCCUACCGCCGCCGCUACCCGCGCUUCACCUUCCACUGCAUCCCCCCGCUGCCAAGCCACCCCUACCACCCUGCCGCCCCCCAUCUCGAUUCCCUCAACAGCAGCAGCAGCAGCAGCAGCAGCAGCAGCAGCAGCAGCGCCGCCGCGUCCGCGGCAGCUUCCCGCACGGAUAUCCGCCGGCUGCUGACGCGGCGCGCGCUGCUGGCGGCCGCGCGCGCGCACGGCUGCCAGGCGCUGCUGCUGGGCCACAGCACGACGGCGCUGGCGGAGCUGACGCUCGCCGAGGCGGCCAAGGGGCGCGGGUUCGCGCUGCCGUGGCUGGUGCGGGACGGGCCUGCUGGUGUUGCCGUUGGUGGUAGUGGUGGUGGUAGCGAGGAGAGCGGGCGCGCGGAGGAGAGUGGCAACGAAGCGAACGAGGUGCCCGUGCUCGUGUACCACCCGCUGCGGGACGCGCUGCGCAAGGAGCUGGUGACGUACGCGGAUCUGGUCGGGAUUGCGGAUCUCGUGGCGGAUCGCCACCCUAGCCAUCAAGGGAACGGGAACCGGAACGGAACCGCAAACGGAACCGCAAACGGCCCGGCAGCCGUGGUGUCGCAUCGGGAUCUGAGCAUCGAGGACGUGAUGGCGCGGUAUUUUGCCGACGUGGAGGAGAAUUACCCCUCGGUUGUGGCCAACGUCGCGCGGACGACGGGGAAGCUGGUGAGGCUCGAGGACGCCGGAGGUGGCCGGUGCGGGCUGUGCGGUCUGCCGCUGGAUGAAGGGGGCGAUGAGAGGUGGAGGGGGGAGCUGGGCCUGGGGGCACCCGCGAGGAUAGGGAAUGGGGAGAGGGAGAGCAGGUUGUGUUACGGGUGUGAGAGGUCAACGGCUGGGUGA